AGGUUCCGAUUGCCUAAUGGCCUCAAGCCCCGGGCCUCAAGCAAGUCCCAAGGCGACUUUAAAUCGAGGUUGGUAUUUUUGGAUCAGUAACUUAACCCUUAAAAGUACUUAGAUAAUUAGAAUGGACGUCAAGAGUAGAAUACAAAAGUACAAUGAAUUCGCGCGCUUUGUUGCAAAAUAAAUGCUUUCUCGCAAUUUAACAAAUCUGCUCUAAUUGCACGGAGCUUUAGAGUUAUCUCGAACUCUGACGAGAAACCGAGAUCGGUUCACCUACCAGUACUAGUAUCGGGCCGGGAAAGUAAAGGACUCAUUCCAUUACUUUAUAACUGAUAAAUGCUUGUGUGAUAAAUAAUCUGAAAUAACAUUGUAGAAUUAGUGAAAAUAAGUGGAAUACCAAAGACUUACCUCGGUGAAAUUAAAAGUAACAAAACCUUUAUAGUUUAUUUUAUUUAGUUUUUUUGAAAUAAACGGUAGAAUGGGUGAAAGGAACGUUGCAAACUAGGUACAAGUAGCGGAGUCUGCAGGAAUUUAAUGUAUUAUAGUACUCAGCAUGAAGGGCCACCAGUAAGGGGGCCACUAUUUGAUUUUUGAGCCGGGGAUGGGUUAUUUUUUUCAUGCAAGAUUUUUUCAGACCUCAUUCGUGCAGGGGCUAUUUUGUUUUGCACAAAAUGUACAGACUUUAGUGACAAUAUUGAUCUACAAGAAUUUUUUCGGCCCUUUGGGCUAUUCGGCCUCGGCUUAUGUAAUGGUUGGCCCCGAAAGGUAUCACUACCUUAGAUUUGGAGCCUGAAUUUUUUUAGUAGAGUGAGAACACCCGCUCUGAACGAAUACACAUCGCAGCGGCCCAGCUGCCUUUUAGAAUCAAUAGAGAGGCUCUACCAAUCCUCGUUUAUCUUUUAUACCGGUCCUCAAAGCCAUUACACACAGAGAAAGCUGGGUCCAAAGGCACCGGAAUGGCUCGAAAGUCGCACGGCAAGAUUACACCUUAAGGAAGAUAUGGACGAGGAAACGAGGGCGGAGGGAAAGGAGCGACAAAGAACGGCAUUGCAGAGCUUUGCGAAAGAUUUCGGACGGGGUGUACGACAGCAAUGAACGAGAGGGAAGACCAAAGAAAGAGCUGGUGCACUUCCACUUGCUUUGAGUAUGUUCAGAAGGAAUGCGUCGGCACAUGGAGAAGUCGAUCUGCUGAAAGAGGUUCAAGGGAGUGAAGGACAAACUACAGUUCAAGACGCAGCCGAAGAAUAUGAGAUUAUUUAUUCAAAAGGCUACGUAGUUGCUCUCAAGUACAAUUACAAGAGGUUUAUCAUUCCUUUCUUCCUUGCAGUCCUUUUAAAAGAUCUCCACCAUAACGCUGGGUGACGUAUUCCUGGAAGAUCACAUGGGUUUGAGAUGGCUAAAACAGCCAAAAGAAGAUCCCCUUGUAUUCCAGACAGGGCACCGUGACGUAGAAAUUCACCUAAGUGUAUCAUCGGGAAAGUUCAAAUAAUAAAAGAUGGAAACAACUUCUGUUUGACCUGCCUUGAAGAGCAACGCCUAGUUGCAUUGCUCCAGGGGUCAAUUGAAACAGAUGAUUCACCUGCGUCAGGUGGUGACGAAGAGGAAGGGGAGCAACCUCAGGUGGACAACUUUUCAGAGCCAAUUAGAUUUGAAGUUGGAAGGAGUAGGUCUGGAAGACCUACAACCAGCUAUGUCCUUUAACAAUCUACAAUGGUUAUUAAGCCAGGAAAAGCCAUUAAUGGGCUUGACACAGAAAAGCUGGUAAACUGUAGAACCUGUGACUUGCAUCAUUUAAUUUUUCUACUACACGUAAAGCAGGUGUUUUGCUAUUGGUAAUUGAUCGUGAUCCUCACUGUAACACACACAGAGUGAAAGAGGAAAUUCACAUAAGACUACACUCUAACAACAUCAACAGGGAUAGCAGAAUAGAAAGUCCAGAAGCUUGAUUGCCCUUAAUCAAGAAACGCAGCAAUAGGAGAUCCGUGCGACAGCGGACCAGUGAGGCAAAGGCUCAUACAAACAACGGAGUAAGAAAUGCACCAAUCUCAGCGGCUAAUAAUCGACCAACCAGAGUCAUAUAAGUUCACGUGUGACCAGUAGACGAAGACUAGCAAGGCAAGGCCAUUAAGUGUUGCUUUUCCUAAUGAACACUUGAAGUACGCAGUGGAAACGUCGCGAUCUACAUCAUUAAGUGACUGAAUCGUGAGACAAACGAUUACACUUUAUUAACAUCAAUAUUGUAGACCAGUAACACGGCCAACGUGAAAUUUUUGGUUGCAAGAGUCUCUUUGGAAAUAAAACAUCUGUGACCCACACAGAUCGGACAUUGAUUAACUGGACAAGUUAUAUGGGCUAGCAGAUGAUCGUACGGGACAGGAAUUGGAAAGCUAGAGGAAGACCUUACUUCAGAAGUACCUUACAGUGACGUUAAUUGAACCGGGCACCAACCAGCGCUAGCUGUGUUUGCUGUUUGACUAAAAAUUUUGAAUUCAAUGCUUUCUUGUGAUUGGCUUAUAAACCUCCGGGUGGCCUUGCUUGUAUGAGCAACACUGAAAAUAAACCUUGUAAAUACUACUGAUGAACGUUACAUCUGAAAAAAUCAAGUUUUCGCCGCUAGAUCUUUCACGAUGUACGAUACUUAAAGGGAAGUGGACUACUUUAACUGUAUAAAUUAACAAUAACUAACAUCAGGGUCGUAACAUGGUAUAUGGGCUCAGGGCUCAAAGCCCAAAAUAUGACUGGGAUCAGGGCUCAGAGGAAAGGGCUCAGGGCUCAGAAUAACGGGAUCAGGGAUCAGAAAGCUUUUGAGCCUGAAUCAGGGAUCAGAUUUAUUACACGGUCUAAAAAUCUCUUAUCACAAUAUUUUUCCGCAUAAUAAGGUUUGUGUCCAUAGAAUUUCCUGUCCGAGGUAAAUUUAAUACCUAUUCUUGCUUCCGGCUGGCGGCUGUUCCUGUCAUACGAAGUCCUGUUAUUUGACGAAAACACGGUAUCAUAUUCUUAAUUUAUUAAUUGUUUGAGGGCACCGUAAUAUGAAUCUCAAGUCACUUUUCUCGCUUUGUAACGCAACUCCUCAGUGCGCUGUCAACGCCAGAAUGCAGAGAAAGCGAUCUAUACAUAUCUUUUUUUUGCGAGAAAUGGGGGAAAAGGAAAAGGACAAAAGGAAAUCCUGUGACAGAGAAAGGUACGUAAGUACUUCCUUGUGACUGAUUUACUCCUGGUUCUCCUCCUAGGUUCCGAUUGCCUAAUGGCCUCAAGCCCCGGGCCUCAAGCAAGUCCCGAGGCGACUUUAAAUCGAGGUUGGUAUUUUUGGAUCAGUAACUUAACCCUUAAAAGUACUUAGAUAAUUAGAAUGGACGUCAAGAGUAGAAUACAAAAGUACAAUGAAUUCGCGCGCUUUGUUGCAAAAUAAAUGCUUUCUCGCAAUUUAACAAAUCUGCUCUAAUUGCACGGAGCUUUAGAGUUAUCUCGAACUCUGACGAGAAACCGAGAUCGGUUCACCUACCAGUACUAGUAUCGGGCCGGGAAAGUAAAGGACUCAUUCCAUUACUUUAUAACUGAUAAAUGCUUGUGUGAUAAAUAAUCUGAAAUAACAUUGUAGAAUUAGUGAAAAUAAGUGGAAUACCAAAGACUUACCUCGGUGAAAUUAAAAGUAACAAAACCUUUAUAGUUUAUUUUAUUUAGUUUUUUUUGAAAUAAACGGUAGAAUGGGUGAAAGGAACGUUGCAAACUAGGUACAAGUAGCGGAGUCUGCAGGAAUUUAAUGUAUUAUAGUACUCAGCAUGAAGGGCCACCAGUAAGGGGGCCACUAUUUGAUUUUUGAGCCGGGGAUGGGUUAUUUUUUUCAUGCAAGAUUUUUUCAGACCUCAUUCGUGCAGGGGCUAUUUUGUUUUGCACAAAAUGUACAGACUUUAGUGACAAUAUUGAUCUACAAGAAUUUUUUCGGCCCUUUGGGCUAUUCGGCCUCGGCUUAUGUAAUGGUUGGCCCCGAAAGGUAUCACUACCUUAGAUUUGGAGCCUGAAUUUUUUUAGUAGAGUGAGAACACCCGCUCUGAACGAAUACACAUCGCAGCGGCCCAGCUGCCUUUUAGAAUCAAUAGAGAGGCUCUACCAAUCCUCGUUUAUCUUUUAUACCGGUCCUCAAAGCCAUUACACACAGAGAAAGCUGGGUCCAAAGGCACCGGAAUGGCUCGAAAGUCGCACGGCAAGAUUACACCUUAAGGAAGAUAUGGACGAGGAAACGAGGGCGGAGGGAAAGGAGCGACAAAGAACGGCAUUGCAGAGCUUUGCGAAAGAUUUCGGACGGGGUGUACGACAGCAACGAACGAGAGGGAAGACCAAAGAAAGAGCUGGUGCACUUCCACUUGCUUUGAGUAUGUUCAGAAGGAAUGCGUCGGCACAUGGAGAAGUCGAUCUGCUGAAAGAGGUUCAAGGGAGUGAAGGACAAACUACAGUUCAAGACGCAGCCGAAGAAUAUGAGAUUAUUUAUUCAAAAGGCUACGUAGUUGCUCUCAAGUACAAUUACAAGAGGUUUAUCAUUCCUUUCUUCCUUGCAGUCCUUUUAAAAGAUCUCCACCAUAACGCUGGGUGA
This is a messenger RNA of Porites lobata, 4585 nucleotides long. Lineage: Eukaryota; Metazoa; Cnidaria; Anthozoa; Scleractinia; Poritidae. The record is from the annotation of a GenBank genome assembly.